This is a messenger RNA of Triticum turgidum subsp. durum (durum wheat), 1413 nucleotides long. NCBI's taxonomy places the organism in Eukaryota, Viridiplantae, Streptophyta, Magnoliopsida, Poales, Poaceae. The record is from the annotation of a GenBank genome assembly.
AUGUCGCCCUUGUGGAAGGCCGUCCUCUGCCUGACGCUGUUUGCCGCAUGGCGGUCGCAGGUGGAAUUCAGGACGAUGACUUCCCGGCGCCCGCGGCUUGACUGCGCUCAGCGUUGCCCUUGCAGCGGCCAGAGCUACCUCCACCGCCCUUACAGUUCCAGCCAUGUAGAGACGCAAGCACGCGCCCCCUUGCUCACCGAGGCGCCUCCGGGUGGCCACUCUGUGUCUGCGGCGGUAGGCGGCCACGCGGGCGGGAAGGCGUCGUGCCUGCCUCUCGCCAGGGAGGCCGGCGUCCGGGCGGCGGCCGGCGGGGGAGGCAACUUCAUCGUCUCGCCGCUGUCCAUCCACGCGGCGCUCGCGCUGGUGGCCGCCGGCACGCGGGGCGAGACGCGCGAGGAGCUCCUGGGGUUCCUCGGCUCAGCGUCGCUCGACGAGCUGCACGGCGCGGCGGCGACGGAGCUGGCGGGCAGGCUCAACGGCCUGACCCAGACGUCCUUCGCGUGCGGCGUGUGGGUCGACCGCGGGCAGGCGCUGGAGCCGGAGUUCAUGGCCACAGCCGCGUCGGGGUACGCUGCCACCGCGGAAUCCGUGGAUUUCUCCUCGGACCCCGAGCAGGCGAGGCGGCGAGUGAACGCCUUCGUCGCCGGCGCGACGGACGGGCGCAUCCGCGACGUCCUCCCGCCCGGCUCGGUCGGCUCGUCCACGCGGGUCGUCCUCGCCAACGCGCUCUACUUCAACGGGACGUGGUCUCAGCCGUUCGACCAGUCGGCGACCUUCACCGCCCCGUUCCACGUCCCAGACGGCACCAUCGUGCGCGCGUCGUUCAUGACGACGGGCCGGUUCCCGUUCGAGCAGCACGUCGCCGUCUACCCGGGCUUCAGGGCCCUCAAGCUUCCCUACAAGAACGACGGCGACCAAGCGGGGCGGCGAGCCGAGGCAGCAUUCUACAUGCUACUCCUCCUCCCGGACGGCGGCGCCGCUCUCGGUCUCGCCGAUCUCUACGACAAGGCGGUCGCGACGCCGGGGUUCCUCAAGAGCCACACGCCGGCGGUCCAGGUUCCCGUCGGGCGGUUCAUGGUCCCGAAGUUCAAGUUCACGUUCGAGUUCGAGGCGUCGUCGGACAUGCAGAAGCUCGGUGUCACCAGGGCUUUCGAAGGCGGCGACUUCUCGGGCAUGGUGAGCGGCGGGGAUGGGCUCUUCAUUGCCGGCGUGUACCAUAAGGCCACCAUCGAGGUGGACGAGCUGGGCACCGUGGCCGCCGCAGCAACGGCCGUGGUCAUCUUUCAGAGUGCAAGGGCGCCACGGCCUCCGGUGGAUUUCGUGGCGAACCGGCCCUUCCUAUUCGCCAUUGUUGAGGAGAAAACCAGCGCUGUGCUGUUCCUUGGCCAUGUGAUCAAUCCCCUCGCUGAAUGA